UGUUGUGCUGUUGAUUUGAGACACGGCCCGGAUCAGGUUACUCCAUCCCAGUGUCGGAAGAUGGCGGCUGCGGAGCCGGAAGUGACCCCGAACACAGCGAAUUCAGAAGAAGAGCAGAGCGAUGCGACUGGCCGAGAAAUUGUGAGUCCUGAAGAUUACAUCAAACAUCCGCUACAGAACAGAUGGGCUCUGUGGUUCUUUAAAAACGACAAAAGCAAAACCUGGCAAGCCAACCUGCGACUCAUCUCCAAGUUUGACACAGUUGAAGACUUUUGGGCACUUUACAAUCACAUCCAGCUAUCGAGUAAUUUAAUGUCCGGAUGCGAUUACUCACUUUUUAAGGACGGGAUUGAGCCCAUGUGGGAGGAUGAGCGGAAUAAACGUGGAGGGCGCUGGCUCAUUACUCUGUCCAAACAGCAGCGCAGAUCCGAUUUGGAUCGCUUCUGGCUCGAGACACUCCUGUGUCUGGUGGGUGAAGCGUUUGAUGAUCACAGCGAUGACGUGUGCGGUGCUGUCGUCAACGUCCGAACGAAAGGAGACAAAAUCGCAAUCUGGACGACGGACUACGAGAACAAAGACGCGAUCGUACACAUAGGACGUGUGUAUAAGGACAGGUUAGGAGUUCCACCUAAAGUCAUCAUCGGCUACCAGUCUCACGCAGACACGGCCACGAAAAGCGGCUCCACCACCAAGAACAAGUUUGUUGUCUGAAAACUGCAGCAGUUUUGUUCUACUAAAGGAAAGGAACAAACUAAACCUUCAUCUAACGACACAGUUGGCGAAUCGAACCGUUAUUGUUGCCAGAUUUCUUACAGGAUGUUGUGGGAAAAUUUCUCGGACAUUUAUUCAUUAUAUCAAAAAUGGUGUCUUAUACAACUGUACAGUGUAUAAAUACGAGACCACGUGAUUUUGAUUUUGUUUUCUUUAUAUCCCCCAGUUCCCCUUUUUAAUGUCAUUAUUACGUAUAAUUGAUUGAGAAACAAGGCGUAAUCUCAGUGUUCUGUUUUUUCAUUUUGUUUUUUUAAAACUUUUUGUUAAUUUUUUUUAAACAAAAACAUUACACUUUUGACUCUUGCUGAAUGUUACACUUUCAAGCUAAUUUAUUUGUUUUUUUUUCUCAUUUCCAUUUUAGUUCCUUUUAGAGUGAUGCUGGUAAUUAAUUUGGGUGUUAAGUUUGUUAAAAAUAACGCAUUGCAUUUUUGUUUCCUUUCUUUGCCGUGUUGUCCAUCUGUGUGUUUGUGUUUUUUUUUUUUUUUGUUCUGCGUUUCACUGUUAAAGAUGACUGAACGAUUUAUAAAAAGCGCGUUGGGAAAACUCCUGACUCAGAUUCAAAUAUUUGAGUGAUUUACAGAAACAUAAAAAGGAAAAUUUAUUGUAUGAGCAUUAUAUAUGAGGAGUGUAAAUAAAUUUGUACAGUGCAUUGUCUUAA
Molecule: messenger RNA, 1429 nt
Organism: Neoarius graeffei (lesser salmon catfish)
Lineage: Eukaryota; Metazoa; Chordata; Actinopteri; Siluriformes; Ariidae
Gene: eif4ea
Product: eukaryotic translation initiation factor 4ea
Exons: 8
Coding region: 61-711 (216 amino acids)
Biological process (GO): translational initiation
Cellular component (GO): eukaryotic translation initiation factor 4F complex; cytoplasm
Molecular function (GO): translation initiation factor activity; RNA 7-methylguanosine cap binding
Source: RefSeq, a predicted model, not a curated record